Phaeodactylum tricornutum CCAP 1055/1 is the source of this 354-nucleotide messenger RNA. RefSeq lists its product with no specific name. The record is from RefSeq and is a predicted model, not a curated record. Gene Ontology annotation, molecular function: catalytic activity. Lineage: Eukaryota; Bacillariophyta; Bacillariophyceae; Surirellales; Neidiaceae. The coding region runs from base 1 to 354 and encodes 117 amino acids. The transcript is spliced from 2 exons.
AUGGCGACCAACGUGAAGUAUCUAUGUGUGCACGUGUUUUGUCAAACCAAACCCGGCACAGCCGACGCCUUCCGGGAAGCCUCCCUACGGAACGCUCGUCAGAGUGCACAGGAGCCCGGAGUGGCCCGCUUUGACGUUCUCCAGGAUCGGGAGGACCCCAACGCCUUUUGUUUGGUGGAGGUCUACCGGACACCCGAAGCGCCCGCCGCGCACAAGGAAACGGCGCACUACCUGGAAUGGCGUGAUACCGUGGCCGACUUUAUGGCGGAACCGCGAAAGGCGCGUAAAUUCGAUGGCCUGUUUCCGGCAACCGGGGAAGGAUGGGACUACGCCGCGGACGCGACGCUGGAGUAA